Messenger RNA from Closterium sp. Yama58-4, 309 nucleotides. Lineage: Eukaryota; Viridiplantae; Streptophyta; Zygnematophyceae; Desmidiales; Closteriaceae. The record is from the annotation of a GenBank genome assembly.
AUGUACCCCGCGGACGCCGUCGUGGGGAAUCUGGGCAGCAAGCCGGGUGGAGUCGAGCCGUACGCGAUGACCAGCUACAGUGCUGUAGCGAAGUCGUCCGCUUUUACUGUAACGAGGGCAAUUGUAUCGCGGAAAUCGAGGGCCACAGUCAUCAGGUUUACUCGUAGCGGCACAUCGGGACUGUCGCCGAUCAACUACAAGGGCAGCAACAGCAUCGUGUGGGCCUACUCCGCCGACGGCUCGACCGCUGUGGGCAACCACGGUGACAACCGGGGCUCUGCGACUAUUGACCUCGCGUGCAAAAUCUGA